Messenger RNA from Symbiodinium sp. CCMP2456, 1407 nucleotides. The record is from the annotation of a GenBank genome assembly. Lineage: Eukaryota; Dinophyceae; Suessiales; Symbiodiniaceae.
AUGACAGUCCAAGUCUUCAUGGUUUUGCUCCAAUGCUGCCUUUGGGUCUCCCUGGGCAAUCCUGCUCUGAAGGUGGUGCCAAACGGACCUCCGAUGCCACACAUGCCCAAGGGCCCGACUGCCAUCAGACAGGAUGUAAAAGCGGAGGGGAGAGAGAAGUCCGCUGCGAUCGACGACCUGACUGCACCCAAGCAUGCUGACCAUGCUCAAGCAACUUCACAGAAGGCCCCAGCGGGGUCCAGCUUGAGCUUGCCCUGCGAGGACGUUUAUUUAUUCCACAGCCAAGUAAAGAGAUCUCCUGUACUGAUGUACACAUCUCACAUUAGCACGUGGCUGGCGAAGAGCCCUCACCAAGCAGGCGUUGCAGCUGUUGCCGUCGUUAUCGGUCUUCUUUGUGCAUGGAACGGCCCGCGUGUUUGGCACGCGCUUGUCAUUGCAGCGUCCUCUUUAAUUGUCGCAUGGCUUGUCCAUUUUGAAGCAGUUCUCAAGAACCUUGUGCCGAGCCUCUUUGCAGAGCUUGUGCUAACGCUUGCAGCGGCCAGUGCAGUGGCAUUGGCUAUGCACACUGGCUUCGAAGGCUCCCAAGUUUUAGUUGGUGCUUUUGCAGGCUUUGCUGCUGCUUCAUAUUGCUCAGAUUGGGCGCGUACCGUUGAUGACCACAUUGCGGGGGCUGCACUCCUCUGGUAUUGCUUCGGGGGGGCCUUUGGCACAUGGAUUCUGCUUGCCUGGAGAAGGGAACUUCUCUCCGCUGUUGCACCGCUGUUCGGAAGCUUCUUGGUGGUGUCGGGAUCGGGCAGCUUGCUUUCACGAGCGGUUAGUUUGCCGUGUUUGCCACAUAUGGGCGUGUGGUCAGUGGAUGCCUUGGUACUACUGGGACCAGCCGGGACACACGCGUUGGCAUGGCACAUGCUUUGCAUACUUCUAGCUGUGUCCUGUCAGCGCAGUGGUCGUCCUGUCCUUGCAUUGUCCUCUUUGGUCGCAUUCACCAGCUUGGUAGCUCUGGGAGCUCUGCUGGCUGGAAUUCAAUGUCACAAAAAAGACAGGCGUGCUGAUGGCACUCGCUGCCCAGCGUUUCUGGCUGUUCCCGACAAUUGGCAGUGGCAGCUUUCAGGGUGCACAGCCUGGGUCAUGUUGACGUUGGUCUCUGGGUGGAAGCAAAUCGUCAGCAGCCCUCCAACUUCAGGUGCAGAACAAGGUCGGGGAAUAUUUGAUUCUCGUGCCCGUGGAAUCUAUGUGCCUGUGGAAGAGGUCUCGACUGAAGACGGUCUUGCUGACAAAGUAGACCCACUCAAGACUCUGUUGCCCUCUCAGCAAAGCGCCCAUGGAAGCCCAGGGCUUGAGAAGCCUCUGACGCUUUCUGGCUUCGUGCACUCAGUUCAUGCACGGCGACUGGGCGGGGAGCCCUAA